AUAACCAGCUACAUUACUUCUUUCUCUUUUAAUAUUUUGAGAAUAGUGAUGCUAGGCGAUUAUAUGAUGAUAACGAAAUUGGUUUACUGUUUCUGUCUCUUUCCACAUUUUAUACAGUCUGAAACUAAAGUCAGUACAGCUUGUUUGGGGUUUCCAGGUAUAGGAUGUACUGACCAUGCACUCAGCUGUACAGCAUCAACAGUUAUAUCAAUAACUAAUAUAACGUUUGGAUAUAGACGAGGAUGUAGUAUUAGUGGUGUAUCUAGCUGUCGUGAUAAAACAUGUUGUAGAGAACAGACUGGAGAUUGUUUUACACCUUACAAUCAAAUUCUUCUAUCAGUAUUGCAACAAGCCUGUAAUAGUAGAUCCAGUUGUACUCUUAAUAGAAAUAAUGGCUUGAAUGAAAGAUCUCCAUCUUGUUUUAAUGGUAUUUCUGCAUUUCAUUCUUACAGCAAGAUAGAAUAUCAGUGCAGUGCCAUAGGUACAGAAACAGUGCCUGUUGAUGGAGUUAAAGAACUAGCUAUUGUUAGCGGGUUCUUGGGAGCGGUUAUAGUCAUCUGUCUUGUCACCAUUGCUAUAUUAUUAGUAUUCUUUAACGGGAGGUUGUCUAAACUGAAUUCAAAGUCGCGCCAAAAUGAUCACAAAUAUGACCCAGCAAUAACCAGAUCUAGAGACGAAUCACCAGCUGUGUACAAUUCUUUAAACACCCGACAACAGAAUGGUGGUCAACAACAGAAUAAUACAAAUGGACAAACACGCAGUUCAAACAACAGUCAACAUACAACUAUAGACGGUGGAGAUGUACAAAUCAACCAGAACAACCAGCAUUACGAACACCAAUAUGACGCGGCGCCAGUAGGGAUCGAAGAUCAAACAAAUGUUGUUUAUGAUCCUUUAAAUACACGAGAACAAAUUGGUUUUUAUAAUAUGGGUAACAUCAGCACGGUUAGCACUUGAAUAAAACCGUUCAGUGAUGGUUGGGGUGGUAGUAUAUUCCCCAUCAUGGAUAAAUGAUGAUUCUAUAGGCACUUGAUUCUAUACCUACUGAACACAACAA
Messenger RNA from Patella vulgata (common limpet), 1057 nucleotides. RefSeq lists its product as uncharacterized. NCBI's taxonomy places the organism in Eukaryota, Metazoa, Mollusca, Gastropoda, Patellidae. The transcript has 4 exons. The coding region runs from base 49 to 957 and encodes 302 amino acids. The record is from RefSeq and is a predicted model, not a curated record.